Messenger RNA from Castor canadensis (American beaver), 426 nucleotides. The record is from RefSeq and is a predicted model, not a curated record. NCBI's taxonomy places the organism in Eukaryota, Metazoa, Chordata, Mammalia, Rodentia, Castoridae.
AUGAAUGAUGAUGUGAAGAAGCAGAACUUCCAUAUUCCAAGGGUUUUUGAGUUGAGAAGAAAUUUGGCAUUCCAGGAGUCGGUGUCAUUUGAGGACAUGACUGUGGACUUUAUCUGGGAGGAAUGGCGGGAUCUGGACCAUGCUCAGAGGACCCUGUACAGGGAGGUGAUGCUGGAGACCUACAGCAGCCUGGUGUCCUUAGGCAAAUGCGUCACCAAACCUGAGCUGAUCUUCAAGCUGGAGCAAGGAGCAGAGCUAUGGAUUGGAGAAGAACCCCCAAGCCAGAGCCCACCAGGAAAUUAUCUCCCUGGAAUUCACUUUCCCAUGGUCAGCCAUCUGGGCACUCAGAGACUGCUGAAGCUAAGGCUUAAGUGGGCCCAGGCUGUACAGUAUGAGCGGAAGCCAGCUUUGGCAUCCUCCACAUGA